Aspergillus steynii IBT 23096 is the source of this 930-nucleotide messenger RNA. RefSeq names its product SDR family oxidoreductase. The transcript has 3 exons. The record is from RefSeq and is a predicted model, not a curated record. The coding region runs from base 1 to 930 and encodes 309 amino acids. Gene Ontology annotation, molecular function: oxidoreductase activity, acting on the CH-OH group of donors, NAD or NADP as acceptor. Lineage: Eukaryota; Fungi; Ascomycota; Eurotiomycetes; Eurotiales; Aspergillaceae.
AUGAGAGACCUCGUCUCGAAUGUAUCUAGAAUACCCCGUCCACUCUGGGCUGCCGGACUCGGCGCUAUUGGCAGUCUCGUGCUUUUUCGCUGGACGAAUUCUUAUCUGUCCAAGUGGGGGCUAAAUAACCACGUCAAGGACAGCACAUGGGACUGGGAGCGAGAGAUUGUCGUUGUAACCGGAGGAAGCAGUGGCAUCGGGGCGAAGAUCGUCUCUUCAUUGGCAGAACAAAACAUCAAAGUUAUCAUUCUGGAUGUGGUAGAUCCUGGCGAAGAACUGGUAGAUCGUAAUGUAUUCUUCUAUGCAGUUGAUAUCACCAAUGUCGAAGACCUGCAAGCCACCGCGAAUCGCAUCCGAUCGGAACACGGCGAUCCCACCGUUCUCAUCAACAAUGCAGGAACAGGAUCCGGCAGGCCAAUCCUCAAGAUCCCCGCGGCGCAAGCUCAAAGGGUCUUCCAUGUCAACAUUUUAUCGCACUUCUCAUUGAUUCGGGAGUUCCUGCCGUCAAUGGUAGCCCGGAACCACGGGCAUAUCGUGACCAUGGCCAGUACAGCUUCGUUUCUCACGCAGGGCGCCAACGUGGACUAUUCGUGCACCAAAGCUGCGGUGCUAUCAUUCCAUGAGGGACUAAGUCAGGAGCUGCGAUUUGUCUACAAGGCACCCUGUGUUCGAACAACAAUCGUGCAUCCAAGCUGGGUCCGUACGGCUAUGAUUCAGCGCUUCCUCGACAAGGGUAUAGUGAAUAAUGCGGCAAUUGAACCGGAAGACGUUGCGGGGGCAGUGGUUAAUCAGAUACUGUCUGGUUAUUGGGCGCAGAUCAUACUGCCAGCCAGUUUGGGCUGGCUUUCGCUGUUUCGAGGCCUCCCAUCAUGGUGGCAAGAGAAGAUGCGUGGCUGGCUCACCGAAUCUUAUCUGAAAGGGAUCAAUUAA